Erigeron canadensis is the source of this 1452-nucleotide messenger RNA. RefSeq names its product cyclic dof factor 1-like. The record is from RefSeq and is a predicted model, not a curated record. The transcript has 2 exons. NCBI's taxonomy places the organism in Eukaryota, Viridiplantae, Streptophyta, Magnoliopsida, Asterales, Asteraceae. Gene Ontology annotation, molecular function: DNA binding; DNA-binding transcription factor activity. Gene Ontology annotation, biological process: regulation of DNA-templated transcription. Bases 85 to 1272 code for a protein of 395 amino acids.
UUUAAGCAAACUCUCUCUCAAUAUCAAAUAUAACACUACUUUUUCUUAUCAACCUACAGCAGCCCACCUGUCUGUCAAUAAUCUAUGAUGACAGAUCCCGGUAUUAUAUUGUUUGGCAAAAAAAUUGGGAUGCCUGAGACACCCAAGAUUGCCAGUGUUUCACCUUUAGACACCGUGGUCGGAGGUGGUGGUGAUGACGGUUUUGUGAUGGGAAGGAGGUCUUGUUCAGUGGAACUUGUAGAGAAGACUUGUUCAUCAAUAAACAGACAUGAAUCACAUGAACAAAGAAAAGAUGAAUCCGAUGAUAAUCCGAAAACUCCUUCCAUUGAUGAAGAGGGGGUGUCGGAACACGUUCAGACGACUGGAAACGACGAUGAUACUUCGAAUUUGCAAUCAAAAAGUCUGAAAAAACCGGACAAAAUUCUUCCUUGCCCACGUUGUGAAAGCAUGAACACAAAGUUUUGCUACUACAACAAUAACAACAUCAACCAACCUCGCCAUUUUUGCAAGAGUUGCCAGAGGUACUGGACCGCCGGAGGUACCAUGAGAAGCAUGCCAGUUGGAGCAGGUCGCCGCAAGAAAAAGAGCACCCCGGCAGAUUACCGUUUCAUCAUCUCUCAAGAAGCUUUUGAAUCAGCAGCUGAUUUUGAGGGAGUUCAUAACAUAGUUCGUCCACCAAAACUACUUUCAUUUGGUCCAAAUUCUCCACAGUUUGGAGCCAAAUUGGGUGGCAGAGAAAACGGAGACGAAAGCUCCAGUGGAUCCACCGUGGUAACUUCUAAUUCAAUAAUUGAACAAAAACAAGAUAACAACGGAUUCCAUCCCCAAGUUCAUUGGAUUCCAGGGGCUUCAUGGUACCCAAUGCAGAUUCCAGCCUUUUACCCUCCAGGACACCCUCCAAUGCCAAUCUACCCUUCACCUUACUGGAAUUCUGUUACUUGGUUACCCCCAAACUUCACCAAUUUAGGAAAACAUUCAAGAGAUGUGGAUGCAAUAAGACCAAACGCGUCCCACGAGGAGUCAAAGAGGCAGAAGAAUUCAGUUCUGACUCCUAAGACUCUUAGAAUAGAUGAUCCAGAUGAAGCUGCAAAGAGUUCUAUAUGGGAGACACUGGGAAUCAAAAACGAAAACAGUGGCAGAGGAGAGCUAUUUAAGGCCUUUCAAGCAAAAGGAGAUGAAAAGAAGAAACAUACAGCCACCGAACCAUGCCCUGCGCUACAUGCAAAUCCUGCUGCUUUCUCUAGAUCACUCUGCUUUCAAGAAAGAGCCUAAAAUGUCUGACACUAUAUGCCACGGUGAUUCGAUGUGAAUACAAUGUAAGAAAUAGCAAACAGCAGAAGGAGUAGGACUUUUUUGUAUAGAUUCUUAGAUGUUCAGAUUUUUGUAAAAUUUCUGCAACUUUUUAUGCAAAAUGGUAAUGAGUUUGGUUAAAUAAAAAUUAACAGUUAUGAA